AUGUCUCUCCAUCUCGACAUCCUCCGUCGCGGGGCGGAACAUGCUCUCUCCAAACGCGAUGACUCUCUCGAGCCUGGACAGCCCGGCAUGCCCCCAGAGGCCGCCCUGUUCUUCUGCACGUUCAUGGUCGCAGUCUUGAUCAUGAUUUCGCUCGACUACACCGUAGGCCAACUCAUGUCCUCUCUGGCCAUGAUCGAGUCGCCAUCCACCACCCUCAUCGACUCCAAGGCUCCCCCACCGUACACCGACGAAGUGGAGUUGAUACCUGCCGACGAGCCCGCCGUCCCGGAGACGCUAGAGAACAAACCUACAGUCAUCACCGCCAGCAUUCUCCGCACACGCCGACGACUUCGACAAGUUGGGGGAUUUGGUGGCAGGUGGCGCGGCGCAUGGUACGCCAUCUUGUACUACAGCAGCCACAGCGUCGUGUCCAACGCCUUGACCCACCUCCUCGGCCUGGGGCUGCUCGGUGCAAUGAUGGUCUCCACCUUCGUCUCGCUGCUCCUCUGCCGCUUGCACAUGUCGUGGACCCACGCCAUGAUCUCCACUACCAGGCAGCCAUGGUUUCCUCGUGGAGGUCGGUCGACAGACUUUCGAACCCUCUUACUGCCCGCCACGGUGUACGCUUUGGCGGAGCAAGCCAGCGCUGCCCUUCCUCUCGGCGUCGCGUUCGCCCUCCGCCUGUACGGCCCCGACUCUGCCUCGCACAACGCAGAGGUCUUGCAAUCCGGCUGCCCCCGCGCAAUCAUGGUCCUCGCCCUCCGCCAUCUCGCCGUUCCAGCAACCUAUGCCUUCGUGGCAAUCGCCCUGGUCCUCCCUGCAUCCGUCACCCUGACCCGCAUCGAGGCCGUGCUGCUAUCCGAGGACCAGACUACCAUUGUACCCUUUGACAAGCUCGCAGUCGUUGGAGACAUUGACGUCACCGCUCGCGGCAGCGCUCGUCCCCUCUUCAAGCAAGCCUGGCGAUCCUUUGACCGCGCCAGCCGAUGGCGUCUUGUCAAGCUGUACAUCAAACUCUGGAGCAUGCAGACAUUGGUGGUCCUCACGGCAGCCGCACUGGUUCUCCUUCAACUUUUCAUGACGGGCGAGGAGAGGAUGACGCAGAUUCUCCGCAACUUGAGGGACGCCAUCAAGAAUGCCGUUGCCGACGCGCGCAAGCAGCCGGUGGACGAUGUGGUGGGAGGCAACUGA
Messenger RNA from Neohortaea acidophila, 1191 nucleotides. RefSeq lists its product as uncharacterized. Bases 1 to 1191 code for a protein of 396 amino acids. The transcript is spliced from 2 exons. The record is from RefSeq and is a predicted model, not a curated record. Lineage: Eukaryota; Fungi; Ascomycota; Dothideomycetes; Mycosphaerellales; Teratosphaeriaceae.